CAAUAGCAUGUCCACGUAACUCUCUCCAUAAAUGUAGAUGUAAAAUCAAAUUCAAACUCCUAUAAACCUAAUUCAAUUGAAACAGAAGCACCAUUAAAACCCUAACUUCACAGGCCGGCCCGAUUCCUAAUAACCAAUUUCUCUAACUACAUUCUUGCAGAAACCCCAACCCUUGAAUUCCUGUAGAAUACUUCUUGAAAAAAUGGAUCUUUGCACAGCGAAAACCAUAUCCAAUCAUCACGUCUCAAACCCCAGACUCUUCACUCCCAAGCAUACUCAGUCCACUCUCCAAUUGAAAACUCUUUACCCUCUUUCUUUCAAUCAAAUCUCGAUUUGUCUCUCCAAUCCAGGGGUGAGAUACUAUAAAAAUUCAUCUGUAAGGUCAACCACGUCCGAAGAAACUUCGAGUGAGACAACCCCAAACGAUAAAGAUGAAACUGAUUUUCAGUCGCAUGAAGUCCCGCAAGAAGAUUCUUGGAUGUAUAAUCCAAUGCAACUGUUUCAGUUUUUUGAGAAACUCGAUAUAGAGAUUGAUUAUGAAGAAGCAUAUUAUUUUCUUGUGUUUGGCAGUGGUGGUGUAGUUUUAUAUUGGAUAGCAGCCUCUAUCGUUCAUGCAAUUGAUUCUAUUCCAGUGUUUCCUAAAGUGCUGGAACUUGUUGGUCUUGCCUACACCAUCUGGUUCACCUCCCGCUAUCUUAUCUUCAAGAAAAAUAGGGACGAGUUGGUUUCCAAAGUUGAAGAGAUUAAGCAGAAGAUACUUGGUUCGUGGGAUAACUAACUGGGUAACGAUAAUGUUUGCGUCCCGAGCUUUUAAAUUCAGCAUGUAAUGUUGAGCCUAUUUCGUGUACAAAAAGAAGGGGCCUUCUUGUUUCUUGGAUAAGUUUUGUAAUGGCACUGUACCUUUCUUGUUUACAUUUGGAAAUCAAAGUUAAAUAAUUCAAUAAUGAUUAGGAUUGGCGAUCUCUAGGACGUUUAGAUU
Molecule: messenger RNA, 979 nt
Organism: Olea europaea var. sylvestris
Lineage: Eukaryota; Viridiplantae; Streptophyta; Magnoliopsida; Lamiales; Oleaceae
Product: protein CURVATURE THYLAKOID 1D, chloroplastic-like
Exons: 5
Coding region: 203-778 (191 amino acids)
Cellular component (GO): thylakoid; chloroplast thylakoid membrane
Source: RefSeq, a predicted model, not a curated record